Molecule: messenger RNA, 1104 nt
Organism: Glycine soja
Lineage: Eukaryota; Viridiplantae; Streptophyta; Magnoliopsida; Fabales; Fabaceae
Product: cysteine proteinase inhibitor 6-like
Exons: 4
Coding region: 113-850 (245 amino acids)
Molecular function (GO): cysteine-type endopeptidase inhibitor activity
Source: RefSeq, a predicted model, not a curated record
UAAAAAAAAUAAAUCGAGAUGCUGCUACGACGUGGCGUCCAAACUAAGCCACACGGCUAAUAAAUACGGCCGGCACACUUUCACUGCAUCAAGAAAGGAAGAAACAUACCGAAUGAGAGCAUCAAACUCUUCUUCUUCGAUUUCCAUUGCGAAGCGUUACUUUUUCUUCUUCUUUCUCUUCAUUUUCUUCGCUCUUCGAUCUUCGUCCGGGGACUGCUCCGAAUACCACCACCACCACUCGCCGAUGGCCACGAUCGGAGGCUUACACGACUCCCAAGGCUCUCAAAACAGCGUCGAAACCGAAGCCCUUGCUCGAUUCGCCGUAGACGAACACAACAAGAAGCAGAAUUCGCUUCUGGAGUUUGCUAGGGUGGUUAGGGCACAGGAACAGGUUGUUGCUGGUACCCUGCAUCACCUUACUCUUGAGGCUAUUGAGGCUGGUGAGAAGAAGCUCUAUGAAGCCAAGGUGUGGGUGAAACCAUGGCUGAAUUUCAAAGAACUCCAAGAGUUCAAGCCUGCUGGUGAUGCACCAUCGUUUACCUCUGCUGAUCUUGGUGUCAAAAAGGAUGGUCACCAACCAGGAUGGCAAUCUGUGCCAACACAUGACCCUCAAGUUCAGGAUGCAGCAAAUCAUGCGAUCAAGACCAUCCAGCAAAGGUCUAAUUCACUAGUACCCUAUGAGCUUCAUGAGGUUGCUGAUGCAAAGGCUGAGGUCAUUGAUGAUUUUGCUAAGUUUAAUCUGCUUCUCAAAGUCAAGAGGGGACAGAAGGAAGAGAAGUUUAAGGUAGAGGUACACAAGAAUAACCAAGGGGGGUUCCAUCUAAAUCAGAUGGAACAAGAUCAUUCCUAAUUCUGAUCUGAAGUUUGGUCACCCUAGCAAUAUUGUUCUUAUCUAUGUCUAGUGCUUACCCCUUUCUCUUUGCCUUGGCAAAUAAGUAGUUUUACAAUGUGUGUAUCCCUUUAUUAACUGGGAAGCUACCGGUGAUGUUACAUUAGUAACUUUGUAACGUAAAUAUUACUUUAGUAUCAUAAAAAAUGCGGAUGUUGACCAUUUGUAUUUAACGUAGCCUAAAGAAUGCGAAUUAUUUUUUUUACCUUUAUAAA